Indicator indicator is the source of this 1425-nucleotide messenger RNA. RefSeq names its product threonine synthase like 2 (gene THNSL2). The annotation marks the transcript as partial. The record is from RefSeq and is a predicted model, not a curated record. The transcript has 8 exons. Gene Ontology annotation, molecular function: pyridoxal phosphate binding. Gene Ontology annotation, biological process: dephosphorylation; 2-oxobutyrate biosynthetic process. NCBI's taxonomy places the organism in Eukaryota, Metazoa, Chordata, Aves, Piciformes, Indicatoridae.
CCCAUGCAGUACGUCAGCACACGGGGAGGCGCGGGGGCUGUGGACUUCGAGGGAGCCCUCUUCUCCGGCUACGCACCCGACGGCGGCCUCUUCAUGCCCCAGCGCAUCCCCUCGCUGGAUGGGGACACCCUGCGGCGGUGGAGCCGCCUCUCCUACCGAGAGCUGGUGAAGGAGCUCUGCUCCCUCUUCAUCCCGGCUGCGCUGGUCCCCCCGAGCACGCUCAACGACCUGAUCGACAGGGCAUUCAGCAGGUUCAGACACAAGGACAUCAUCCAUCUGUCCAGGCUGAAGGAUGGGCUGAAUGUUUUGGAGCUGUGGCAUGGAGUUACUUAUGCUUUUAAGGACCUGUCCUUGUCCUGCACUGGGCAGUUCUUACAGUACUUCUUGGAGAAACAGCAGAAGCAUGUCAGUAUCCUGGUGGGGACUUCAGGGGACACAGGGAGCUCAGCCAUCGAGAGUGUGAGAGGGCAGAAGAACAUGGACAUCUUUGUUCUGCUGCCCAAGGGGUUCUGCACCCAGAUACAGGAACUCCAGAUGACCACAGUCAUUGAAGACAACGUCCAUGUCUUUGCAGCUCGUGGGAACAGUGAUGAAAUCGAUGAGCCCAUCAAGGAGCUGUUUGCUGAUGUGGACUUUGCCAGAAAGUACAACCUGAUGAGCCUGAACUCUGUCAACUGGUCCAGGAUCAUGGUGCAGAUCGCUCACCACUUCUACGCUUACUUCCAGUGUGCCCCAUCCCUGGGUACCACCCCUCUGCCAGUGGUGGAAAUUGUUGUGCCAACAGGAGGAGGAGGAAACAUCACAGCUGGCUGCAUUGCCCAGAGGAUGGGGCUGCCCAUUCGACUUGUUGCCGUGGUUAACAGCAAUGACAUCAUUCACAGGACUGUGCAGCAUGGAGAUUUCUCCCUGUCCCAGAGUGUGAAGGCCACCUUGGCAUCAGCCAUGGAUAUUCAGGAGCCUUACAACCUGGAGAGGAUCCUGUGGCUGCUGUCGGGCUCGGACAGCCGCCUGACGCGGGCACUGAUGGAGCAGUUCAGAAGGACCAAGAGCCUGCAGCUGCCACAGGACUUGCACAGGAAGCUGUCCGAGACCCUGCACUCCUGCUUGGCCUCGGAUGAGGACAUCGUGGGAGCCAUGCGGCGCUGCUGGGAGGAGAACCUCUACCUGCUGUGCCCACACUCAGCUGUGGCUGCUCACUACCACUACUGCCAGCCCGAUGGCACACCAAGGUGUUGCUUAGCUCCAGCCUCUCCAGCCAAGUUUCAAGAGGCUGUGCUCCGAGCUGGCCUGGCUCCCCAGCUCCCUCCUGGAAUCUCAGCCUUGACAGCCAUGGAGACCAGAUCCAUCCGCCUGGAGCGGGACCAGGACUGGGCACAGCUCCUCCGGGAGCGGAUCGCAGCAGCAGCAGAGCGGUGGGGGGCAGCU